GUCAAAUUAUACAUGGUACUGAUCUUCUCUACUUCCUCGAAGCAUAACUCCAACUUGUUGUUAUAUGAUCAAACAAUUUCAACACAAUUCUACAAAUAUAUGGCCUGAGCUUCAACAUAAACAAAAUUCUUCUCAGCCUUCAUAGCUUCCAAUUCAAGACACCAAUAUGGCUAGUCAUGCCACCGUGCAAAGACCAUCCACCACCACCUCAACAUCCCCAACUCUCCUAACAACUCGUCCCCAUGAACCGAAAGACUCAACACCAAGAGUGAGACUCGAAUUCAGCCUCUGUUUUCCCUUCAACAUCCCCAAGACCCCAGAAGCAGCCGCGGCCCGAAUCAUCAGAAACUUGAGUUACUACAGAUUGUACUACACGCUUUUCAUAUGGAUCAUACUCUUCAUAACCCUCUUGCCGAAGCGUAAGCUCUCGUUGAUCUUCUUGAUAGCAAUGACUGCUCUGACGUGCUCGUUCCUUGCGGUGAUGAGGUUAGUACCUGCUGAUUCUGUUGUCCUGCAAUACAAGAUCAUUGAUAAGCGACUGGUUCUGGCUUUGCUGGUAAUUGCGACCAUGGUUGAGCUCAUAGUCACACGUGCGGCCAUACAUCUGUUUGUGACUUUGGCUUGUGCGACUCCAGUGAUUUUGGUGCAUGCAGUUUUCAGGGUUAGAGAUGAUCUUUGUGUUGAAGAGGAGGCUUCUGCUGCUGGUGAAUUGGUUCCACUCAUAAAAAACACUGAGCCCAAGUUAUCAGAUUCCGUGUGAUUUUCGGUUAAGAUCCAAUUUCCAUAGACGUGAAUGAUGGAUAAUUUGCUCGAUCUUACAAUAUAUUAUAAAGCUAGUUGAACGAAAUUUUCUUGUUUUGGUUGCUGAUUAUAAACCUCGGUCAAUUUUGAAUGUCAAGGACUAUUGAUCUACCGGGAACCUUUGUAUGUUUUUUCUUUUUUGUUUGAUCUCAAAAGGAUAUUAGUUAGUACAAGUAGGUGGCUUUCAAUUUUAA
Molecule: messenger RNA, 995 nt
Organism: Rosa rugosa (rugosa rose)
Lineage: Eukaryota; Viridiplantae; Streptophyta; Magnoliopsida; Rosales; Rosaceae
Product: PRA1 family protein F2-like
Exons: 1
Coding region: 167-760 (197 amino acids)
Source: RefSeq, a predicted model, not a curated record